AUGCGAUCCACCCCAACCCCAAUAGCACCCCCUCCGGCCUUCGUCAACCCUCCAGUCGAAGCAUCCAUUCCGGCCGAAGAAGCACUUUCAGAAGAAGCACCUGCAGUCGAAGACCAGGCCUUUCCGGAAUCUCCCCAAGCCUCUCAAAGCACACAGGCAUACGCGGACCGCUUGGUACUAGCAUUUGACUAUCUCGAGGAAGGCGAAGAACCAUCUCCAGUUGAAGAGGACUCCCAGGCCUCUGAAGACAACGAUUUCGAAGACUUUGACACGGUCGCUCUCCUAGCAGCGUACGAAGCACACAUACAGCAAAUCAAGGACCACCACGCCACCCUCGCUGCAACAAAAACAGUUGUACCGGAAAUUGCAAGCAGAGCUAGUAGAGCCGAUACUGUAACGGAGCCAUUUCAACUGUCUGGUGUAUGA
Morchella importuna is the source of this 426-nucleotide messenger RNA. RefSeq lists its product as uncharacterized. The transcript is spliced from 2 exons. Lineage: Eukaryota; Fungi; Ascomycota; Pezizomycetes; Pezizales; Morchellaceae. The record is from RefSeq and is a predicted model, not a curated record. The coding region runs from base 1 to 426 and encodes 141 amino acids.